CUCUUCCAUUCUCCUCAUCUCUCUUCAUUCAACACUCGCGCAAUUCACGCUUCAUUUCUUGCUCUUCCCUCCUCCUUCCUCCCUCCUCCUCCCUCGCUCCUCACUGCUCAUUGCUUCACUGCUCACUCUCAACCUUCUAUUCAUUCGCACUUGAUCCUGCAUAUCAUGCGCUUCUCGGCCUCUCUUGCGCUUGUAGCGUCCUUAUCGCUGUUGGGAGUCAACAGCGUGGGAGCAUAUGGCAUUCUCGGGCAUACAUUGACUGGCCAAGUUGCACAGCGCUUCCUGACUCCCGAGACCGCCAGACAGGUCAAAGAGAUCUUGUCCCCAUACUAUGAUGGUCUCCUCUCCAAGGCCGCGCCAUGGGCAGACACAAUCAAAGGCCAGGCCAGGUAUAGAUGGGCAUCUGUGUUUCACUAUGUGAAUACUCCAGGAGACAACCCACCCGAAAUCUGCAAGUUUGAGUACGUUUAUGAGGGCCGGGACCUUGUCAAUGGCCUGUUCAACAUGACAUCGCAGCUUCAGCAAUACAAGGUCAUCGAGCCCAUCACACCAGAAGAGAAGGCGAGCCGCGAGGACGCAUUGCGAUUCUUUGUCCACUUUAUGGGCGAUGUCCAUCAGCCAUUGCAUGCCUCUGGCAAACAGCGUGGAGGAAAUGAUGCACCGACCAAGUGGAGGCGAGCCAAGAGCAACCUUCACAGGAUCUGGGACGGACAGUUAAUUCUGAAGGAUAUCAAGGACAGAUACGACAACGACCCGAAGGCAUAUUUGGACGACCUCAUCGAUAUGACACAGACUGUUUGGCAGCCAGAGGCUGCAAACUGGACGUACUGCGACCCCACAAAAAACACUGAAGACAACCCAUGGUCUGGCAGCACGGACCUGCUCACGUCGCUAUGUCCGAUGGAGUGGGCAAAGGACAUGAACAAGGUCGACUGCUCGUUCAUUUGGAAGGACUAUGACCCUCUUCGGGAUUACUCUACCGAUUACUUUGAGGCUGCUACAGGAGAGAAAAACGGAUUCAUGGUGCAAAGGUUUAUCGCAAUGAGCGGGAUCCGAAUGGCAGCAAUUCUCAACGAGAUCUAUGAUCCCUCCACACCCCUAUCACUUCGCGAGCAGUAUACGAUCGGUAGGAUUCGAAUGCGACAAGGAAGCGAGGAUAUCAAGUGUUCGGGUUCCAAUACACGCUUUGUCAAACAAGGAUAAAGAGAAGCGCGUGGAUUGAUUAUGAGGGUUCAGACGUAUCAGUGUGCUUCUCUUAAUCCUCGGCAAUGCUCAAUUCUUCAAUAAACACCCUUUUUUAUUUUUCGUG
Gamsiella multidivaricata is the source of this 1309-nucleotide messenger RNA. RefSeq names its product S1/P1 nuclease. NCBI's taxonomy places the organism in Eukaryota, Fungi, Mortierellomycota, Mortierellomycetes, Mortierellales, Mortierellaceae. The record is from RefSeq and is a predicted model, not a curated record. Bases 166 to 1203 code for a protein of 345 amino acids. The transcript has 4 exons. Gene Ontology annotation, biological process: DNA catabolic process. Gene Ontology annotation, molecular function: nucleic acid binding; endonuclease activity.